Messenger RNA from Dunckerocampus dactyliophorus (ringed pipefish), 3167 nucleotides. RefSeq names its product tweety family member 3a (gene ttyh3a). Lineage: Eukaryota; Metazoa; Chordata; Actinopteri; Syngnathiformes; Syngnathidae. The record is from RefSeq and is a predicted model, not a curated record. The coding region runs from base 372 to 1955 and encodes 527 amino acids. Gene Ontology annotation, cellular component: plasma membrane. Gene Ontology annotation, molecular function: intracellularly calcium-gated chloride channel activity; volume-sensitive chloride channel activity. The transcript has 16 exons.
UCGGCUCGCUUGAGGUGGGGGGAGGAUGAGGCUCACUCAAGCGUUUUGUCAACUGAACGAGUGUCGUCAACAGUCGUUUGUUGAAUCCAGUGCGGAUGUAUGGAGGUCCUCGUCGGAGGCUUGUAUUUGUCGAACCCGCUGGAAUGAAAACUACUCCGAGUGAAAAACCGUGGGACGGGUCGGCUCUGCACAACAGGAUGUAAACAAACCGCACGGCAGAAUGACGAAAAGAACAAAAGAGACGUGUUAUUAUCUACUAACUAGGAGCUAAACCGGCUAACGUUAGCUGACGACUUAACUUGGACUUCCCCACGGACUUACCAAGCUUCCCUGUCUACUAAUUGACUGGCUGACUAGACUUCUCGGUGGCCAUGGCGGCGGUGGUUAGCUACUCUCCACCGUGGUGGGUCAACCUACUGCACCGGCUUCCCCAUUUCAACUUCAGAUUCGAGCAAACCAGCAGCGACUUCCAGCCAGAGGACUGGACGUAUCAACAGUCCAUCCUGAUACUGGGAGGUGUGGCGCUGGCCUGUCUGGCCCUGGACCUCCUCUUCCUACUCUUCUACUCCAUUUGGCUGUGCUGCCGGAGCAACAAAAACGAAGAGCAGUCGUCGGCCGACUGCUGCUGCACUGCCUGGUGUGUCAUCAUCGCCACACUUGUGUGCAGCGCUGGCAUUGCUGUCGGUUUCUAUGGGAACGGCGAGACUUGUGAUGGAGUGAACCGGCUGACGUAUUCCCUGCGCCACGCAAACCGCACAGUUACUGGUGUGCAGAAGCUGGUUUCCAACGGCACGUCGUUGCUGAACCAGACGGUAGAUGACAAGCUGCAGCAGCUCGAGGGUCAGUACGCACAACAUGCAGACUCCCUGUCCAUCAUCCAAAAGCUGCAGGGCCAGCUGGACGAGCUGGUCAGACAGAUGGUGGAGAUUCCCUUCUGGGACAACACCGACAUCUCCCUGGAGGAGCUGGCUGUCAGGAUAGAGCUGUAUGACUGGUACAGGUGGCUGGGCUACCUCGGUCUGCUGUUGUACGAUGUCCUCAUUUGUCUGCUGGUGCUGUUUGGCCUCAUUCGCAACUCCAAGGGGACCCUAAUUGGGGUGUGUUUGUUUGGUGUGGUGGCUCUGGUGAUCAGUUGGGCCUCGCUGGGUCUGGAGUUGGCCGCCUCUGUGACCGCCAGUGACUUUUGCGUGGCUCCCAACAUAUACGUCACCCAAGUGGCAGACCAGUAUGGAGUCAUCAAUCAAGACAUCCUCAAAUACUACCUGAGUUGCAGUUUGGACCAAACCAACCCCUUCCAGCAGAAGCUUUCCGGGAGCCACAAAGCACUCGUUGAGAUGCAAGACGACGUACUGGAGCUGCUGCGAUCGGCCACCAGGGAAUACAGACAAGCCCAGGGAAGUUUGGAGGAGAUCCAGGGGAUACUGAACACCACAGAGAUUAGCCUUCAUCAGCUUACUGCCCUGGUGGACUGCCGCAGCCUGCACUUGGACUACGUCCAGGCCGUGACGGGGCUGUGCUACGAUGGGCUUGAGGGCCUCAUCUACCUGGUUCUCUUCUCCUUUGUGACGGCCCUCAUGUUCAGCUCCAUUGUCUGCAGCGUGCCUCACACCUGGCACAGCAAGCGGGCGGACGAGGAUAGCGACGAUGGCUCAUUGGGUCGCGGCGGGACGCAUAACCACGACAACUUGUACCGUGUGCACAUGCCCAGCCUCUACAGCUGUGGCAGCAGCUACGGCAGCGAGGCGUCCAUCCCAGCCGCUGCACACACAGUCAGCAACGCCCCUGUCACGGAAUACAUGGCCCAGAAUGCCAACUUCCCCAACUCCCGCUGCGAGAACACACCCCUGAUUGGACGAGAGUCUCCUCCCCCCUCGUUGUAUUUGACUCCCGCCCACACUAACAGCGGCCACAGCUGGCAGUUAAAGCCUUCGGAGAGCUCGAGGUCGUUUUGGUAACCUUCUGGUCUGCUAUGCUAACAGUACACCUCCAGCAUGCGGGCAAAGUACCUCGCUAACAGCCGACCGGAGCCCCCAAACAUCCCGCCAUCAUCAAACUAGCCGGAACUGGACCUCCAAUGGCUGUCACACUUUUUUAAAAGUCACUUUGCCUUCUUCUCUCUGUCGUCGUUACUCUCCCAGCAUCUUUGGAUCACUCUUGCUUCACUGUUCCCCUUUUUCUGGCAACUUUAUGCAGAAUCACUCCUCUUACUGGAUGUGUACUUAGUGUACAUGAUAUCAUAUUGCUUUGAUACGUUGUCUUAUUUCUGGUGUUUGGGACCAGUCAUCCUGCACAACUUGCAUGUUUUUACAAGUCUGAAAUGGAGUGAUUUUGGGUUGGGAGGUUUUUUCGGACAUUUCCUGUGGCGCUGACCAGCCACAAAGCUGUGAAUUGGGAGGAUCUGACGGGCUGCAUUGCAAAGAAACAAAGCAGCACAUGAGAGGAAGGAUGAAGGUGUAAAUCAAAGGAGGGAAUCAACCAUGAAAACUUGAGACUUUUCCAAACUACUGGACAGCGGAACUUUUUUUUACAGUAUCCAGACUUUCCAUUUCAUUAUUAUUUGCCUUGCCGUCUUCAAACCUGCUCACCACAAUGAACACAAAUCUGCUCAGCAACAGCAAAGGCGGCUACAACAACGCAGCAGCAGAAAAGACACUUAUGUGAAAUCCGCAUUUAUUUUUUCUUUUUUGUUGUUGUGGUAGAGUUUCAAAGCUUUUGCGUUGGUAAUGGCAGCGUCUCACAAAUGUGUUUUAGCAUUUCUAACAAAUAGAUGACUACGAGAUGUUUACGCGAGGGUGCAGAUGGUGCCAAUCAAAACCUUUUUUUUAAAUGUCUUAAACGAGCCUGAUUUUUUUUUUUCUGUAUGUUUUAUGUUUUUGUAAAAAUUAGACUGUUUUUUUUUUUUCGUUGGCCGUCUUUUCUUUGUGUGUCAUUGUUGAAUUAUUGAGUUAGGACAAACUUAAUUUUUCUUUUAAAUUUGACUGAUUUUCUUGCUUUUUGUAUUUGAUUUUAAGCAAGCACCAAAUGUUGCUUCUUUAUUAAUGUGAAUAAUAUUUGUUUUUAUUUUUAAUCAGGUUUUAUACAGUUAUGUGAUCUCAAAGUUGUAAAAAAAAAACUGUGGUUAUGAGCUUGAAUGGUGUGUUUUCAAAAUUAAACCAAUUUUAACUGUA